Molecule: messenger RNA, 487 nt
Organism: Trichoplusia ni (cabbage looper)
Lineage: Eukaryota; Metazoa; Arthropoda; Insecta; Lepidoptera; Noctuidae
Exons: 3
Coding region: 113-466 (117 amino acids)
Source: RefSeq, a predicted model, not a curated record
CGAAGCUCAUUCAAGGACAACUUUGUUUUGAAGUUAAAACUCGUAUUACUUUACAUCUAAAAGUGUUAACGAGGUUUACAAUCGCAGUUACAAAACCACUGAAGUUUAGAAAAUGAGAACCAGCCACCCACAAUACACAAUUAUGGUGGAAUUCAUGGAAAAGCAUGGAGACUUGUCUAAACCCAGCGGAGGCCCUCGUGGGAGACACUACGUACAGCUAAAAUGGAAGGAGCUGUCGGAUAUGCUCAAUAGUGAUGGCACAGGCGACUCUAGAACAGAGGAAAAGUGGCGAAAGGUUGAUGUUGAGGAGGAAGAGAGCUUGUCAGGUACUCAUCUACAAGAAACAAACACAAAAACAAUAAAUGAAGUUAUUGUUGAUGACAUACCUAUAAAACUAACACCCGUUGCUGACGGUUGGUAUAUUUUUAAUUUAAAUACUUUAGAUUACCUUUUGAGUUUGAAAUAACUAGUACUAAAUGAAUUAUAA